AUGUCCUCGGACAGUGACACGGAGUUGAUGCCUACAUUGGCGGAUGCCUAUCGCCUCGCCUUGGAUCACCUUCAAAUGCAGGGUCUUGAAGACCCUCCACCGGUUGAAACUCCCUCGGCACAAUUGCUGGUGCUCCUGGAUUUGAACGGAGUUCUGGUCCGACGCCCUCCACUGGCAAAACAACUUCAGCGUCCAGACCGGCAGGUCGUCGAGAUCAAAAUCCCACCGGGCGAUAUUGGUAUCAGUUUCUGGGCCUACACCCGUCCGGAUGAGGUGCGCAGGCUUGUCGAUUUUCUGACCGAGCAACCCAUACAUUGGGGGAUUUACUCCACGAUGACUCGCUGGAAUGCAUUGAAUGUUCUGCGCCGGGUGUUUCAAGAAGCUGACCGUCCAAUCAGGGAAGAAUCAUCGAGGAGCUACGCUCUACCCAGGCAAAGUCUGGAGUAUGGACAUCGUGGCAACAAGUGGUUUUGGUUCUUUACGCAGGAGGACCACCACGAAUAUGAUCCGAACAGCCCACCCUUUCCUGGACAUGAAGGGCUCUCAGCAUACACACCCGGGGUGAAUUCGGGUCACGGCCAGUCGCUGCUGACUGCAGGGGUCAUAAGCGAUGUCCAGGAAUAUCUAGACGCUCGAAGGUUUGAGUCUAGAGUCAGAGUGUGCCCCAUUCUCGUAGCUGCUGCACCGAAGAAAACCAAAUUGAUUCGGGGCCUCAACCUUCUGAUCGAAGACUACGAUGACCAGGCGGUCGAAACCGGCAAGAAGACUGGGCUAAAGAGGGUCGAGACUGCUGUGCGCACGGCCCUCAGGGACCUGAACGCCGUUGGGAGUCUGCUGGUUGAGGCAAACACAGCUUUCCUCUUCAGAAAGGGGCUGCGUGGGCUCACUGUUCCAGAGCACAUAAAGGACAAGAUUUUAGACUUCCUGGAUCCCCUUCCAAGUGCAGGAGACGAUUGA
Symbiodinium necroappetens is the source of this 957-nucleotide messenger RNA. The record is from the annotation of a GenBank genome assembly. NCBI's taxonomy places the organism in Eukaryota, Dinophyceae, Suessiales, Symbiodiniaceae.